CGGUCCCGCCCCCGCGAGGCGCCCAGUCAGCGGACUAGAAGAAGGUGGGCUGCGCGGCGGGCGCAUGCGCGCUGCGGACGCUGGUGCGGGACAGCUGGCGCCGGCAGCAGCCUGCUGGCGGGAGGUGGAGGCUCCGGAGCUGGCUGUGCUGCAGAGGUGCAGCAGCCGCCGCCCCUGCACCUAAGGAACCUCGGCUGCCAGCGCUUCCUCACUUUUGGAAAUGGCGGGUGAAAUUACGGAGACCGGGGAACUCUAUUCUUCCUACGUUGGGCUGGUGUACAUGUUUAACCUCAUCGUGGGCACGGGCGCACUCACCAUGCCCAAGGCCUUCGCCACCGCCGGGUGGCUUGUCAGCCUCGUCCUGCUGGUGUUCCUGGGCUUCAUGAGCUUCGUGACCACCACCUUUGUGAUAGAGGCCAUGGCUGCAGCCAACGCGCAGCUCCGCUGGAAGAGGAUGGAGAACCUCAAGGAGGAGGAAGAUGACGACUCCUCCACAGCCUCAGACAGCGAUGUUCUCAUCCGGGACAACUACGAGCGGGCAGAGAAGCGGCCCAUCCUGUCUGUGCAGAAACGUGGAUCUCCCAACCCAUUUGAAAUCACAGACCGGGUGGAAAUGGGACAAAUGGCCUCCAUGUUCUUCAAUAAAGUGGGGGUCAACUUGUUCUAUUUCUGCAUCAUCGUUUACCUGUAUGGGGACCUUGCCAUCUAUGCUGCUGCCGUGCCCUUCUCCCUCAUGCAGGUGACCUGCAGCGCCGCUGGCAACGACUCCUGCGGUGUGGAAGCAGACACCAAAUACAAUGACACCGACCGGUGCUGGGGGCCCCUGCGCCGAGUGGACGCCUACCGCAUCUACUUGGCAAUCUUCACUCUCCUCCUCGGACCAUUCACCUUCUUUGACGUCCAGAAGACCAAGUACCUGCAGAUCCUGACCUCUCUGAUGAGAUGGAUCGCUUUCGCCGUCAUGAUUGUGCUGGCCCUGGUCCGCAUCGGGCAUGGACAAGGGGAGGGGCACCCGCCCCUGGCCGACUUCUCGGGGGUCCGGAACCUGUUUGGGGUGUGCGUCUACUCCUUCAUGUGCCAGCACUCUUUGCCGUCCCUCGUUACCCCGGUCUCCUCCAAGCGCCACCUCACAAGGCUGGUGUUCCUGGACUACCUGCUGAUCCUGGCCUUCUACGGCCUCCUCUCCUUCACCGCCAUCUUCUGCUUCCGCGGCGACAGCCUCAUGGACAUGUACACCCUCAACUUCGCGCGCUGUGACGUCGUGCGCCUGGCCGCUGUGCGCUUCUUCCUGGGCCUCUUCCCUGUCUUCACCAUCAGCACCAACUUCCCCAUCAUUGCCGUGACCCUGCGCAACAACUGGAAGACGCUCUUCCACCGCGAGGGCGGCACGUACCCGUGGGUGGUGGACCGCGUCGUGUUUCCCACCAUCACCCUGGUGCCGCCUGUGCUGGUGGCCUUCUGCACCCACGACCUGGAGUCGCUGGUGGGUAUCACAGGGGCCUAUGCGGGCACCGGCAUCCAGUACGUCAUCCCCGCCUUCCUGGUGUACCACUGCCGCAGGGACACCCAGCUGGCCUUUGGCUGUGGGGUCAGCAACAAGCACAGGUCCCCUUUCCGCCACACCUUCUGGGUGGGCUUCGUGCUGCUCUGGGCUUUCUCCUGCUUCAUCUUUGUCACGGCCAAUAUCGUCCUCAGCGAGACCAAGCUCUGAUGGCAGGACAGGCAGAUCUAGUGACGGGAGGCAUAGGGGCCCCAGCCCCACCCCUCGCCCGCAGAGCCCAGAUUUAGUUGCUCCCAGGUCUUCAUGGGGCAGGUGGGACUGCGGCUCUAGGGGAAACCCCCUGUCCAGCUGGGGGUCUUCUCCCCACCCCACCUUCCACCCAGUCCGCACCAGUCCUCACUCCCCCGGGCAGCUCUCCCACCAGGUCCUCCUGCCUGGGUGACACAUGGCUGCUCCCAAGUUCUAGGACUCAUGACUGGAAUCACACCCCUCUCCUACAUCUUCCAACAUGUUCACCGCCACCCCACCUCCACGGCGGGCUCCUCCCUGCACGGUGGGAGAUGCAGUGCUGGCACUGCCAUCCUUUGUCCCAGACCCAUGCCCCUCCCCUCUCCAGCCCUGUCCUGCGUCCUUGUCUAAGAAACCUCCGCUAGCAACUGCGGCCUCUUCAGAGGCAAAUCCCAGGCUGGAAGCAUCCUAGCCAGGCCUGCCUGUGACAGCAGGGCCCACCCUCCCACCAGGCCUGGGAGGCGCUAGGCGCCACCUCAGAGAGGGCCUGGCUGGCCCCAUGACAAGAACAAGAAGUGCUAACUGGUACCAGAGUCCCCAGAUAGAGCUGCGAGGGCCCUCGCUGUGGGCGCGAGCUCAGGAGUAGCAGGCUGGAUGGAGCGUCCCUUCUAUAGGGACACAGCCGCCUGCCAGCUGGACCUAAAGUCUGGAGCUUGUCCCUGAAAGGGACCGUCUGCUGCCCUCGCUGCCCCGUUGGCGCCCUCAGGGCCUCUCGCAGUGCGGAUGGUCCUACUAGAGGGCAGCCAUCCCCACCUGGCACCUCAGCGGCUUGGCGGUGACAUGGCAGUGGGAGGGCUCUGAGGUUCCCACCCUGACAGUGGGAGGGCUGCCCGUGCUCCCAUUCCAACGCUAAAGGCAGCUCCCUUAGGGGCUGGGUGUGGGUGCUCAGUGUUCACGCUAUGUCCCUUGGGCAAUGUGGGGUUGGAUGGGGCCCCCGCUGCCAUUCCCAUGGAAGGAGGCCAGGUCCCUAGCCACCUCCCACUCAGCCAUGCACGCACUUGCUGGGCUGGCCUCCUAGGAAACACAGGUGACUCGAAUGAACUCUGUAUUUUCAACGUGCCUUCUACUGCUUCAGGACCUGGGGGUCCCCCUGACCCUCACUGGCUUGCCCCCAGCCCUGGUCCCACCUGUCCUGGAGCCGCCUCUCUGGGGUGGGUCUCAGGCCCGACCCCUCCCUCUUUUGAGUUCAGUGCCUUGCUCAGCCCCUCCCCUGUAUCUCGGCGUCUUCAGACCUCUGACAGAGCGACGAUGUAGGGUCUCCUGGGGCCCAAGGGUCUCAAGGUCAGGGGAUGUGGGAUUUGCAGGGAACGCGGGGAGUCCACAGGCUGCGCCACCUCUGCCCUGGCAGCUGAAGCCUGGGAGAGUGCCUGUGCGGUGUGAUUGGCCUCCGCCCGCUUUCUCUCUGCCAACGCACCUCGGCGCUUCUCACAGCUUGUCCCCACGUGUCAUUUUCCAUCCACCGGAAAAAAAAAAAAUGCCCCUUCUCCAUCUGCCAUUGCGGCUUCCUCCCAGGAGACCCCUCAGGAUAGGUAGAGCAGGGGCCUGCAGUGGUCAGGCCAAGAGCAAGGAAGACCUGGCUGCACCCCUGUGGCUGAAAACUCAAAACGUCUGGAAUUACCCUUCUCCAAUUACGUUCCCUCUUGCUUAAAGACAAAGUUGAUUAAAUCAUCCUGCCACCCCAGACUCCAAACCAAAUCUUGGACGCAAAUUCAUGAGCUUCAUAAAGCCCAGGUUAAUUUAUGUAACAGUCUGGAACCGCCCAGCCAUGGAGUCAGUGGCCAUGCUCCCCGCCACCUCUGAGCUGGGGCAGCCCCGGCCCUGGAGGGAACUGGCCCACAGUGACCACAUCGCUGCUGCCAAGUGGGGACCCUCACCACUGCCGUUGUCUAGCUGCUUUGCUCCUCCGUGUCCUCCUGCUGUAAGUCAGAUGAGGUCACCUUCCUCUCCAUCGAUGCCAGGCUUCUGCCGCUGACGGCCAAUGGGGCUUGGGGCAGGGGCAGAGAAACCCAACAGCAAGACAGCCCCGGGUGAUGCUGGCUCUCCACGUGCAUCAGGCACAUUUCACUGCAGCCAUCAUCAACUUGGCAAAGUAGGCAAGUUCAGCUUGUGGUUUCCAUAUUGCAGAUGGGCCCCCGAGGUCAGUGGUGGGGAGAGCAGAAAAGGAUGCCAGCCCAGCCUGGCCCCGGAGCAGGUGUCGCUGUGGAGGAAAGCUUAAACUCAGCAGCCUCUACCCAACGUCUGCCACCUGCAUGGCCCCAGAUGCCCCCAGGGCAGACCAGGUCAAGGUGGUAGUAAACUUUCUUUGCCUCCCUCCCCACAGAAGCACCAGACCCAUCUGAGCCCCAGAGCCUCGUGCCGGCAGCUCCUGGCUGUUCCUCACCUGAGGCUAGAGCAGCAGCUGCUGGCUUACAGAUGGGCCGGAUAGCAGGUGACAGACUGGGAGGCACUGCUGGGUGGUGGAGGUGGGCAGUGGCACCAUGAUGGGCCCUUAGCCACAUAGCCGUCCUCACCACGGGACCAGGAGCAGCCUCGGCAACAGGCAGAGGCCAGAGUGGUGGGGAGGACAGGGGCUGCUGCCCCGCUCCUGGAAAGCCACUGCGGAGGGGCAGUGGCUGGCAGUGCCAGGCCCGGGGGAAGUGGAAGCGUCCUGUCUGGGGCCAUAUUCCCAAGCAAGGGUGACCCAUGGUUAAGGGCCCCAUGGUUAAAGUUGGAGAGAGCUUGGGAUCCCCUCCACCUGGGGCCGAUGGUGUUGAUUGCAGACUGGAGGGAUAACCUCUGCUGUGCGUCAUUAUAUGCCAGGCAUGGCAUUGGGUACUUUCUGCAUGGGCCAGGCAGCUGGGCCUGCCAUUUGCAGGCAGCGAGCCUCCGUGGUCUGUCCUUCCUCAUUUGUAAAGUGGGGUAGCAGCAGCUACGUCACUGGCCAGUUGUGGGGAUUAAAGUGCUGAGCUUAGUGCCCAGCACAAAAUGCUCAAUAAAGCUAUUCAGUGA
Piliocolobus tephrosceles (Ugandan red Colobus) is the source of this 4777-nucleotide messenger RNA. RefSeq names its product solute carrier family 38 member 12 (gene SLC38A12). The coding region runs from base 221 to 1711 and encodes 496 amino acids. The record is from RefSeq and is a predicted model, not a curated record. The transcript has 10 exons. NCBI's taxonomy places the organism in Eukaryota, Metazoa, Chordata, Mammalia, Primates, Cercopithecidae.